CCAGAAUCGCUUGGAAUAACAACCAAGAACGCACAUUUUAGCCAGACGCCAUUUUCACGAGACUGUAUUUGGGCAACGGAGAACUUUUUUUUUUUCUUACUGGCUCUAACGGGGAAUUAAACAUCGUGCUUGUACGUGUAGCUAGCUGUCCAGGAUGUAUUUGAAACUUUUAGCACUUCUCUUCUUGUCCUGUGGUGCUAUAAGAGCUCAAAGAUCAACUCAGGAUGCGUUCAUGAUGGAAUACUUUCAGAGGAGAUUACUGGAGAUGGAGAGCCGUCUCAUCAGAUGUGAUCAAGACCUCCAAAGCGUCAACCAGAGGAUGUACGAAAUGUCCGCACAGAUGCGUGGUCAGGUGCGCACUGUGAACACGCUGAAGUCUGAGAUUCAAAGCUCCGUGGACAGCCUGGCCACACGAAUGGAACGAGUGGAAAGAGAUGUUGAGUACCUGCAAAAUAAACUGCCUGACACGUCUAGUGUUGAGAUCUCCGACUAUCUGCUGGAUCAACAAGUUAAAGAAGCCCAAAGGAAAGGAAAAGCUGUAAUCAUACAGGGAACAGAAUGUAGCAUCAGAUUCUCUGGCAUCAAAUCACAGAAAAUCCUCAAGAAGGCAGGAGACGUAGUCGGCUCAUGGCUAAAAGACCCAGCCACAGACCCCUCUAAGGUCUACCUCUUUAGCGGCUCCAGGAACAACACGCUGCUACAGUUUAGUUCACUGAAAACCUUCACAGAGUCCAAUUUAACCAGCACGCCCAAGCUCAUUCAGCUUCCUCGGUCAUGGCAGGGAACAGGCCACGCCGUCUACAAUGGCUUUGUCUACUAUCAUAACGCUGACACUCGAAACGAAGUGCUGAAAGUUAACCUUGUCGACCGCACAGUGGCAGACCGUAUGAUUCUGCCCACCGCUGGCCGCAUGCCCACGUAUGGACUCUCCCCGCACACGUUCCUGGACUUUGCUGUGGAUGAGAUGGGAUUAUGGGUCAUCUAUGCUGAUCCGGACAUUGGAGGGAAUCUUGUGCUCACCAAGUUGGACACCAAAAGUCUGUCGGUGGAGCACACAUGGGAUACGGCCUGCAAGAGCCAUAACGCAGAAGGCGCCUUCGUGAUCUGCGGCACCAUGUAUGUCGUCUACAACUCACACUCCGGAGGGCGCUCUAGCGUUCAGUGCCUGUUCGAUAUCCACGACACUGUCUUGACAGAGGAGUUGCCGGCGAUGUACUUCCCAAAGCGCUACUCCAGCCACUCAUUCAUGCACUAUGAUCUGCAAGACAAGCAGAUCUACGCCUGGGAUGAUGGCUACCAAACCAUCUACCAAUUGGAUUUGAAGAACAAGUUACAGGUCACCUAAGUUUAACAACAUUGCUUAAGUCAAGUCUCAAGUUAAUUAUUGCAUAUCUCAAGAAAUUAUACUGUACCAAACAUGGGUGGUACAAUGGCUCGAUGGUGGCGGUAAAAGUAGGAUAAAUUGUUCAAACUACAGAUUUUUUAAUUAAUGAGCCCAGCUAACCCUAACCCUAGAAAACUGUUCCAAAAAUGCAUUACGUACUGUUCACUCCCUCUCAUUCACCUUUCUUUGACAUACAGUAUGAACAUACUAAAUGUUCAGUAGAUGCACAAAUCAAGGUAACAUCCCAAUGCCAAUCAACCAUUCCAAAGAGACUAGCAUGCAACGAGUUGCAUUUGAAAACCAUUCCUAAGUGAUACUGUAAGUCUGAUUUCGAACACAGGGCCACAAUGGCAAAAGUUCUGGAACUCACCAGACUGUAUGAUAUAUCAUUUCUGCGAAACCGAAUGUAAAUUAUGAAGGCUGUCUCAGAUGCCUCGGGUGUUCUCUGGGCAGAGGAAGGUAAAUGAGAAUGAGCUAGAUCAGGGGUAUCUAAUCCAAUCUGCAAAGGGGGCAAUGUGUCAAAGAGUUUUCAAUCUAACAGAACAGAAUUACUUUAAAUACACCUCAUCAGGCAUCAGAACACCAAGACCAACUGGUUCCGAAAAAUACAAUGUUGUGAGCUUUUGCUUGAUUGGACUGUAAACCUGUCGAGUGAACUGUAACUCCUGGGUUCUAUCACUGUUGGAGAUCAAAUCAGGUAUUUAGUUAAAUCCUGCGUGAUUUGAGUUAUGCAUGUUAAAGUAGAUUCUUGCUUCAAUAAGCUCCAUUUUCGUACUAAGUUUAUUAUUUUAUCAUGGGAUAUGGCAAAUGUAAGUUGGCCUUGAAAAAAAAAAAGGUAAACCUUAAUUUAAAACAAUGAUUCCAUAAGGUAGCAAGAAAGAGGAAGCUUUUAGUCUCAUUUUGACUCCAGGAUUUGCUGUUAAAAUACAGUAACGUCGCCAGCGGUGCGGUUUUGUAGUAAAAAAAGACACCAGCUUGUAUAGCAUUUAAUAAGGGCAUUAAAACAAUGUUUAGGAUUAACAUUUUCUCAAUUAUUCAAGAAGAUAGGGUAUUUAUGAACAAUUUUUGCUGCCAUUACCUGACUUUCAAACUGAACUAAACUACAACAUCUGUCUGGGAGUUGAAUGUUCAUUUCUAAGACUAAGACUGGCUGUGUUAAGCCUAUCCAUGCAACAAACUAUUCCCUAAUAACCAAUCAAUGAAAUUAUUUUACAUUUAGAAUAUUUAUUAUCUGGGGGCAUAACAUUGGAUUUAUUCUGGUAAUAGCUAAUGUUAACUAAUGAAAUAAAACUGUGAAUGUCACCCUAGAUUGCGAUUUUAGUGGUUAGCAUUGUCGCCCAGGCUUGGUGGGUUUCCUCCGGGUUCCAUACAGAGCCAUACUGAUUUGCGUUCCUAAAUUGCCAGCAGUGUUUGAUUAACAGGAUAAAGCGAUACAGACAAUGAUAAUGAGUAGAUUGCCACUUACAUAAAGUCAUUGGGAAUAACCCGGCCACGCCAUUGUAAAAGCAAUGCUUACAUCCCUGAAGAAGGCUUAUUUUUGGACCCUAAGCACUCUUAAUUGUCUACUGAACGCGUAAACAACAUUUUUUUUAUUCUUCUUCUUCUGAGAGCAUGCCAACACAUUUUUGCAGUAAGCCUUGGAGCAGUAUUGCGCAACAUUCGCAUAGGGUAAUCCUUUUUCUCGUCUUUCUUUCAGCUUGUUUCUUGCUCUUUUGU
Molecule: messenger RNA, 3100 nt
Organism: Clarias gariepinus (North African catfish)
Lineage: Eukaryota; Metazoa; Chordata; Actinopteri; Siluriformes; Clariidae
Gene: olfml1
Product: olfactomedin-like 1
Exons: 3
Coding region: 155-1345 (396 amino acids)
Biological process (GO): signal transduction
Source: RefSeq, a predicted model, not a curated record